AUGGAUCACAGGUCGUUUCGUGAUUCAACUGCAGAGGAAGCAAUCCGGCUUGAGGAUGGCGAAGCUCAUCCGCUGCGCGCAAAUGAUCUUCAUAGCAGAAGAUACUUUGAGCUACUCACUAUUCGCCGGAGGCUUCCAGCCUCACAAAAGCGGCAGGAAUUUCUUGAUCUGUAUCAUCGACAUCAGGUGAUUAUCGUGUCUGGCGAGACGGGCUCAGGCAAAACUACUCAAAUUCCCCAAUUCAUUCUCUUCGACGAACUUGGUUCUUCAAAACCUAUCGCUUGUACACAGCCCCAUCGACCAUCUGCUAUUUCAGCGGCAGAGAAGGUCGCCUCUGAGCUAGAUGUCAGAGUGGGUGAAGAAGUGGGCUAUCAGGUUCGCUUCGAUAAGCGUAUUUCCCGAGUCAAAACACGCCUAAGCUACAUGACCGACGGAAUGCUUGUGCAGUUGGUUCAAGGCAAUAGUUCUUUCGGUAAAUACAGUUGUGUCAUCGUUGAUGAGGCCCACGAACGCACCAUCCCUACUGAUCUCCUCCUAGCACUAUUGAAGCGUGCCCUGCCACUCUUCCCUGAUCUUAAGAUAGUCGUCAUGUCCGCUACUCCGAAUGUGGAUAUCUUCCUGGACUACUUCGAUCAAAGCAGCCAUCUCCCUCUAUCCGGCCGCGAACAUCCUGUCGAGAUCCGUUAUCUCCAGGAGCCAGCCUCUGAUUACGUUAAUUUAGCUCUUCAUACUGCUCAACACAUCCAUCAGACUACUGUUGAUGGUGACAUUCUUGUCUUUAUGCCGUCUACUGCCGAGAUCGAAGAUGCUUGUGGACAGUUGCGAUCGGCAACCUGGGGUCUUGAAGUGUUACCCCUUUAUUCUCAGUUGCCCAAAGCAGAGCAGGAAAGAGUCCUUGUACGAUCGUCCCGUCGUCGGUGCAUCAUCUCUACCAAUAUUGCGGAGGCCAAUUUGACGGUUGAUGGUGUUGUCUACAUCGUUGACACUGGACUUUGUAUUGAGUCGCGUUUUAAUCCCCGCAUUGGCCUCAAGACAAUUUUUACCGGUCCUAUCUCCAAGGCAGCAGCAGAGCAGCGGGCCAGUCGCGCAGGUCGAAAUCAGCCAGGUGUAUGCUAUCGCAUUUACACGAAGGAGUACCACGAUGGGGAUCUUCUUCCGACAACGCCCGCUUCCCUUCACACAAGCGACCUUUCUCGCUUGGUUCUACAAAUCAAGGCUAUGGGAUUCGACGAUGUGGCCAAUUUUGGUUUUAUCGACAAGCCUGAUCCCGAAGUUUUCUUUCGCGCUCUCGAAGAUCUUCUUGCCAUGGGAUAUCUUGACGAUACUGGGACUAUCACUCCAAAGGGCCAGAUGGCUUCAAAACUUCCAGUCCACCCGGUAUGGUUCAACGCUCUUGAAAAGGCUCAUGAACUCGGCUGCAGUAGUGACAUGAUAACUAUCGCCGCCAUUCGAAGCACACGGCAUCCGAUCUUUGUCCGUGGUCAAGGCCCCUAUUCCACUGCAGGUCAGGCACAGCGAUUUGCCUGUUUCACUUCUGAUCACAUCACGCAGCUCAACGCAGUGGACGCAUUUAUGAAGAAGGAAGAUGAGGCCGAGGAUCUUAGACAUGAGGGGGUUUACAUCGACAUGUCGGGAUGGUGCUCGGACAAUUCUUUCAGUAUACGUGCUCUCGAAGAGUUCAAGCGCAUUCGCAUGAAGCUGAGGAAGUCAUUUGCCGAUUUAUUCAAGGAUAAGCCCAAGCGAUUCACGCUCGAGAUCUCUGAAUGUGAUGACAAUCUCCGCCAAGCGCUUGCUUGGGCCUUCAGUCAUCGUGUGGCUUUCAGCGACGUCGGCAGUGGGAACGACCGCUACAGAGUUCUUCAUCACAGCUGGCACGCUGGUUUAUCUCCUGAAAGCAACCUUGUGGGACUCAACCACAGAUGGGUCAUUUUUGACUCCUUCGUCAUGACCAACUGCCAGUUUCUGGAGACAGUCACGGCCAUUGAACCCGAGUGGCUCCGGGGAUGCGAGAACUUUCGAGAGGAGAGCUGGGCGUUGAAACGUGCGGGCAAGACUGGCCUGUACAAAAUGCCGCUUGCGAAGGCAUCGUUUGAAGAGGCUUGUGGGCUAGGUACUAAUAGGCAGACGGAUUGGUGGUAA
Messenger RNA from Fusarium verticillioides 7600, 2139 nucleotides. RefSeq lists its product as hypothetical. Gene Ontology annotation, molecular function: RNA binding; ATP binding. The record is from RefSeq and is a predicted model, not a curated record. Bases 1 to 2139 code for a protein of 712 amino acids. Gene Ontology annotation, cellular component: intracellular anatomical structure. The transcript has 5 exons. Lineage: Eukaryota; Fungi; Ascomycota; Sordariomycetes; Hypocreales; Nectriaceae.